UAUAUCCACAAAUAUUGUCUAAAUCAAAACUAAACACUUCAAAAAGAAUAUGGCAAACCAAAUAUUCUACACUCUCUUCCUAUUCCUCUUAUCCACGACGAUGCUCACGGCGUCAUCUGCGACCACCGUAGCCGCAGGUACUUCAAAUAGCUCAGUAAACUUCAUACAAGCCUCUUGCAACGCCACCACAUACCCAACCGAAUGCGUCAACUCUCUGAUAAGUUACGCCGACACCAUCCAAACAAGCCCUCAACGUCUAGCAGAGACCGCACUCAACAUAACCGCGACUGAGGCACAGUCCACGAAGGUCUUCGUCUGGCAAGUGGGGAGUUUAAACGCUCUCAAGAAACGUGAGAUCCAAGCCAUUAAGGACUGCAUCGUGUCGAUCCAUGAUGCCGUUGAUGAUUUGACCAAGUCGAUCAAUGAAGUGAAGUUGUGUGCUAGUGCUAAAGGUCGUGACCAGUUUUUUUCCCACAUGAGCAAUGCUCAGACGUGGACAAGUGCUGCUUUGACUAAUGCAAACACUUGCUCCGAUGGGUUUGCGGGUCAGUUCAUGGAUGGGGAGAUCAAGAACUCGGUUCAGACACGGAUAGUGAAUUUGGGAAGAAUAACUUGUAACGCCUUAGCCUUGGUCAAUGCUUUUGCUAAAACAUACUAACUAAGGAAAUACAUUUUUUCUUUGUUCUUAAAUAUUACGUAUGUAUGUAAUUUGAGCUA
This is a messenger RNA of Capsella rubella, 717 nucleotides long. Its product is annotated as pectinesterase inhibitor 11. Lineage: Eukaryota; Viridiplantae; Streptophyta; Magnoliopsida; Brassicales; Brassicaceae. The record is from RefSeq and is a predicted model, not a curated record. The coding region runs from base 50 to 658 and encodes 202 amino acids. The transcript has a single exon. Gene Ontology annotation, biological process: negative regulation of catalytic activity. Gene Ontology annotation, molecular function: enzyme inhibitor activity.